AUGGAUCAGUCAACUUCAUACAGACAUGAUUUUUUCACGGGUAUAACAGAAGCCGUCAAUUCUGCCACUGGCUCUCCAAGACCCAGUCCUGCACAGCUCGGUGUGGAAGGUGGAUCACUGCACAAGCUCCUUCGAUCCCGGGAAUAUAACCUCUUUGCUCAGUCUGCCGUCUUUGAAAGUGAUUUUAUUCAGGUGACUAGACGUGGAAACCUUGUGGACAUCCACAACAUCCCAACACUCCUGACUCUGGGAAUAACGGCAUCUGUUCCAUUCUUGCCUCUUCCAAAUAUCUUGAUCAUUGCCAGCAGAGACAGUGAAUCCAAAGGCACAGAGAGAGAAGAAGGAUACAUGAAGAUAACCAGGUGAUAGUGAGAGAAGUAGUUUUCCUAAAUUGCUGAUUGGAUCUUUUAUAAGUCUGUUGGUUACUCAGAACAGGUUUCUGUGAAUUAGCAAGGUUCCCGUCCUAAUUCCCCAGGGAUAGGGAUGCUAAAGAUAGCUCCAGUGUUGCUAAGCCACAGAGUCAUAGAAUCCUACAGCACAGAAACAGGCCCUUUCAGCCCACCUUGACCUUGAGGCCAUCUAUCACCUGCCAGCUCAUGCUCCUCCCCCCACCCUUUUAUUCUGGCUUCUGCCCUCUUUCUUUCCAGUCCUGAUGAAGGGUCUUGGCCUGAAACAUUGACUGUUCCUUUUCCUCCAUAGAUGCUGCCUGACUUGCUGAGUUCCUCCAGCAUCUUGUGUGUGUUGCCCCAGAUUUCCAGCAUCUGUAGUCUCUCUCGUGUCUCCACUAUUAUGAAGAAAUAUAGUUUACCAGCCUAA
Messenger RNA from Pristis pectinata (smalltooth sawfish), 816 nucleotides. Its product is annotated as Golgi-associated RAB2 interactor protein 1A-like. Gene Ontology annotation, cellular component: nucleus. The transcript has 2 exons. The coding region runs from base 1 to 366 and encodes 121 amino acids. The record is from RefSeq and is a predicted model, not a curated record. Lineage: Eukaryota; Metazoa; Chordata; Chondrichthyes; Rhinopristiformes; Pristidae.